UCAUUAAGCGUACAGAAAACAGUUUUUGUCUCCAUUAUUUUUCAACAGUUAUUGAACUGAGUUUUAAGGAAAUCAAUUUAUCUGCAGUUAAAUAUAAGUAAUUAAAAUGCCUUUGCUCUUUGCUGGCGUACAUUUACGAGAUAAAUCAAAUGAGUUUCUUUCACUGAAUGAUAUCGACUUUGAUCGUAAUGUACAUUAUUUGAAAGAAGAAAUUGGUAAAAAAUUGCAGUACGACGCAACUAAUUUAGAACUAAUAUACAACGGUAUAGCUCUCAAGGAUGAAAACAAAUUGUUGGAAGCAUUGCAUCCUAGCGCCACGGUGCAUUGCUUUAGCAAGGCAAAACAAUAUCCGACGUACGUGCCACCAGAAGGUGUAACGAGUCCUGAGAAUAUCACUCAUGUUCAAGAACUUUUUAAUGUAAUCGCACAUACUCAAAUAAAUGUGAAUUCGCGAAUCAAUAUCCUGCAGAAAAUAUUGGCGGAGUAUCCAGAAUUUCGACGUAAUUUAGGAGCGCAAGCACUUAUUAGAGAUUCAGUGCUUUUUAAUGCACUGCACCAUCCACAAGUAGUGAAGAACAUAUCUGAGGAGUACCCAAUUAUUUGCGAAGCUGCCCCAUUUAUGGUUGAUACUAUUAAAAAAGAACUGGCUAGAAGUUCGUCCACCACACUUUCGGAACCAGCAACGGAUUCGACGAAUUCGUCUGAGGAGGAAAAUUCAAUGAGUGCAAGCACAAGUAAUGAUCGUUCGGAAUCAGGAGCACAAUUGGAAAACGCCCGUAUACGUAUGAUUAGCCGUCAUCAAUUGCAAACAGCACUAACGCGAAUUGGUGUUGGUUCUGUCAAUUCUCUCUCCAGCAUUGCUCAAAGGAAUAGUGAUGAAGAUAAUACAGUAUCUGGCACAACAGCACCAUAUGACGCGAUGGCUGCUUCAUCUGCAUCACUCUUAAACACUAAUAGUAAUUCACGUAUCUCAGCAUCAAUGUUUCGUUCAGAAUUGCAGCGGGCAUUAGAAUCACUGAGCCACGGCCGCAAUCAACUGAAUGAACCGGGCAGUGACAAUAGUGCUCAGGGCGAAGAGACACAGCAAAUGGACACAUCAGAAGCACCUACUUCCGAGGCUACGGAAGAGGAGAGCGACGAUCUACCAGCACAGUAUCGCACUCAUCAAUAUGCAAACGAACUGCGCACUAUGGCACAAAUGGGACUGCUCAAUUACGAGGACAAUCUAGUAUAUUUGACUAUAGCAAGUGGUAAUAUAGAUGUUGCUGUAAACCUCUUAAUGGGAGCAAUGAAUUAAAAGACCGUGAAGGAAGAAAGGAUAAACGAUGCAGUUUCAAAAUCAUUUUAGAAAUUGUGGUGUCAACAUUUGUUGUAAAUUUGCGUCUCAUUUGCAAUCUAAUUUAAUUAAAAAAAUAUAUGUGUAUGUAUUUGUA
Molecule: messenger RNA, 1433 nt
Organism: Anastrepha ludens (Mexican fruit fly)
Lineage: Eukaryota; Metazoa; Arthropoda; Insecta; Diptera; Tephritidae
Exons: 3
Coding region: 107-1297 (396 amino acids)
Biological process (GO): ubiquitin-dependent protein catabolic process
Cellular component (GO): cytosol
Molecular function (GO): polyubiquitin modification-dependent protein binding
Source: RefSeq, a predicted model, not a curated record